Microtus ochrogaster (prairie vole) is the source of this 4457-nucleotide messenger RNA. RefSeq names its product immunoglobulin superfamily member 1 (gene Igsf1). Gene Ontology annotation, cellular component: membrane. Gene Ontology annotation, biological process: immune response-regulating signaling pathway. NCBI's taxonomy places the organism in Eukaryota, Metazoa, Chordata, Mammalia, Rodentia, Cricetidae. The record is from RefSeq and is a predicted model, not a curated record.
GACAGCUCUUCCCACGCCGGGCAGUUCGCUGCGUCUGGAGGAGCUCUCUGGAGAAUCUCCAACCUCGGAGCGGGCCUUCAACUACCAUUCUACUAUCUUUUAAGAAGCAAAGCCUUCAAGACUCACAGUACACAUCCUGCACCAGAGGUCCCACAGCCCUAGACAGGCCAUGAUGCUCCGGACCUUCAAUCUAUUGCUCGGUUGCAUUUGGCUCAGUCUGGGUGUGGCCUCAAUGGCAGUGGAGCCUCAACCAGAGCUGUGGAUAGAAUCCAACCACCCCCAUGCCCCCUGGAGCAACAUCACGCUUUUGUGCAGAAGCCCCUCUCGGGUGUCCAGCAAGUUCCUGCUGAUGAAGGAUAACACACAGAUGACCUGGAUUCGUUCUUCUUACAAGACCUUCCAAGUGUCAUUCUUCAUAGGGGCCCUUAGUGUGUCUACUACAGGUGUUUAUCGAUGCUGCUACUGGAAGGAGAAAGGCUGGUCAAAGCCCAGUAAGGUUCUAGAGUUGCAAUCACCAGGCCAACUUCCUAAACCCAUCUUCUGGAUCCAGGCAAAGACGCCUCCUCUUCCUGGAUGCAAUGUUAACAUCCUCUGCAAUGGAUGGAUUCAGGAUUUAGUAUUUGUGCUGCUUAAAGAGGGAAACACAGAGCCCGUAGAUUACCAAGUCCCAACUGGGACAAUGGCCAUAUUCUCCAUUGACAACUUGGCACCUGAGAAUGAAGGGGUUUACCUCUGCCGCACUCAUUUCCAGAUGCUCCCCACUCUGUGGUCUGAGCCCAGCAACCCCCUGAAGUUGGUGGUGGCAGGUCUCUACCCCAAACCAACUCUGACAGCCCAUCCUGGGCCCAUCCUGGCACCUGGAGAAAGCCUGAGUUUCAGGUGCCAAGGGCCAAUAUAUGGAAUGACGUUUGUUUUAAUGAGGUUGGAAGGCUUGAAGAAAUCUUCUUACUACAAGAAGGCAGUAAAAAAUGAGGCGUAUUUCUACUUCAAGUCUCUGAAGACCCAGGAUACAGGGCAUUACCUCUGUCUUUACUAUGAUGCGUCAUACAGAGGCUCACUGCUUAGUGAUAUCCUGAAAGUUUGGGUGACUGAAACUUUUCCCAAGACUUGGCUACUUGUUCAACCCAGUCCUGUGAUUCAAAUGGGUCAAAACGUAAGCCUGAGAUGUCAAGGACUAAUGGAUGGAGUGGGGCUUGCCCUCUAUAAGAAGGGAGAAGAAGGACCCCUUCAGAUUCUGGAUGGCACCAGCAACGAUGGCAACAAAUCAUUCUUACUCACGAAUGUGACCCACAAGGAUGCUGGCAUCUAUAGAUGCCUGUAUUUUCUAAACUGGAAGACGUCCAUUAAGAUGGAAACAUACAAUACUGUGGAGCUGAUGGUUGUAGAUAAGCCCCCCAAACCCUCCCUUUCAGCUUGGCCCAGUUCCGUGUUCAAUAUAGGAAAGACCAUCACCUUUCAGUGCCGGGUAUCUCAUCCAGUACUCGAAUUUUCUCUGGAAUGGGAAGAAAAAGCAACAUUCCAAAAAUUCUCAGUAGAUGGAGACUUCAUUAUCACUAACAUUGAAGGGGAAGGCACAGGUACCUACAGUUGCAUCUUUCGUAUUGAGGCACACACCGACAUCUGCUCAGAUCACAGCAAACCUCUGAAGUUGGCGGGGCCAAGAGUCACAGGCUUCCUCACCUGGAAUUCCUUUAUGAAUGAAGUGUUCAGGAUGUCCUUAUUUGUCCAGCUUAUCUCCUUGCUGUUGCUAGUGCUAUGGAUACGGUGGAGGUGUCGGAGAUUGAGAUUCAGCAACUCCUCUCAUCUCAUUUCUGGUCUCGUUAGAGAAGCCUGGUUGUUGGGAACAGCUCAAGGGGUCGCCAUGCUCUUCAUACUCAUGGCUCUUCUUUGCUGUGGACUGUGCACUGGGGCACUGGCAGAAGAGAUUGUAAUCAUGCCAACUCCUAAGCCUGAACUGUGGGCAGAGACGAACUUCCCUCUGGCCCCGUGGACGAACUUAACCCUCUGGUGCAGAAGCCCUUCUGGCUCAACGAAGGAGUUUGUGUUAUUGAAGGACGGGACCGGGUGGAUUGCAACUCGCCCUGCCUCGGAGCAGGUCCGGGCUGCCUUCCCCCUUGGCGCCCUGACCCACAGUCACACCGGGAGUUACCAUUGCCAUUCAUGGGAGGAGAUGGCUGUGUCGGAGCCUAGUGAAGCACUUGAACUAGUAGGAACAGACAUCCUUCCCAAACCUGUCAUUUCGGCUUCCCUCCCAGUCCGGGGCCAGGAACUGCAGAUCCGGUGCAAAGGAUGGCUGGAGGGUUUAGGGUUUGCUCUGUUUAAGAAGGGAGAGCAGGAACCUGUCCAGCGACUUGGUGCCAUUGGAAGAGAAGCCUUCUUUACAAUUCAAAGAAUGGAGGAUAAAGACCAGGGCAAUUACAGCUGCCGCACACACACCCAAAUGCAGCCCUUCAAGUGGUCUGAGCCCAGUGAGCCCCUGGAGCUUGUCAUAAAAGAAACAUACCCCAAGCCUUUCUUCAAGACAUGGGCCAGCCCUGUAGUCGCUCCUGGUGCCCGAGUGACUUUCAAUUGUUCCACCUCUCAUGAGCACAUGAGCUUUAUUCUUUACAAGGAUGAUACUGAAAUUGCAUCCAGCGACCCAGCCUGGGGAAAGCCGGGGUCUAGUGCAGCUCACUUUCUGAUCAUUUCCGUGGGCAUUGGUGAUGGAGGAAACUAUAGCUGCCGUUAUUAUGACUUUUCCAUCUGGUCUGAGCCCAGUGACCCAGUGGAGCUCAUUGUGACAGAAUUCUACCCCAAACCUACUCUCUUGGCACAACCUGGCCCUGUCGUGCUUCCUGGGAAGAAUGUGACAUUGCGCUGCCAAGGAAUUUUCCAGGCCAUGAGGUUUGCCCUCUUACAAGAGGGGACCCAUGCUCCCAUACAGUUCCAGAGUGCUUCAGGGACCUCAGUUGACUUCCUCCUCCACACUGUUGGAGCAGAGGACUCUGGGAACUACAGCUGUAUCUACUAUGAGACAACCAUGUCCAACAGGGGCUCGUACGCUAGUACACCCCUUAUGAUCUGGGUGACCGAUACAUUCCCCAGACCAUGGUUGUCUGCUGAGCCUAGUUCUGUGGUUACUAUGGGACAAAAUGUUACUCUCUGGUGCCAAGGACCAGUCCGUGGAGUUGGGUACAUUUUGCACAAAGAAGGAAAAGCCACUUCAAUACAGCUUUGGGGGUCCACCAGCAAUGAAGGAGCAUUCCCUAUCACCAAUAUAUCUGGUGCAAGCAUAGGUCGUUAUAGCUGCUGUUACCACCCGGACUGGAUUAGCUCUAUCAAGAUACAGCCUAGCAACACGCUGGAACUCAUGGUCACAGGUUUACUCCCUAAACCCAGCCUGUUAGUUCAACCUGGCCCCAUGGUAGCCCCUGGAGAAAAUGUGACUCUUCAAUGUCAAGGGGAGCUGCCAGAUUCAACGUUUGUCCUUUUGAAAGAGGGGAACCAACAACCAUUACAGCAGCAGAGGCCAAGUGGGUACAGAGCUGACUUCUGGAUGCCAGUGGUGAGGGAUCAAGAUUCUGGUGUCUACAGCUGUGUUUAUUAUCUGGAUUCUGCUCCCCUUGCGGCUUCAAACCAUAGCAACUCUCUAGAGAUCUGGGUAACCGAUAAGCCCCCUAAGCCCUCUCUGUCAGCCUGGCCCAGCACUGUGUUCAAACUAGGGAAGGACAUCACCCUUCAGUGCCGAGGACCCCUACCAGGAGUUGAAUUUGUGCUGGAGCAUGAUGGAGAAGAAGCACCCCAACAGUUCUCCGAGGAUGGAGACUUUGUCAUCAACAACCUGGAAGGGAAAGGCAUUGGAAACUACAGCUGCAGCUACCGUCUGCAGGACUACCCCAACAUCUGGUCAGAGGCCAGUGAUGCUGUGGAGCUGGUUGGAGCAGCAGGGCCUGUUGCUCAAGAGUGCACUGUGGGGAACAUUGUCCGAAGCACCCUGAUUGUGGUGGUUGUGGUAGCCUUGGGGAUAGUGCUAGCUGUAGAGUGGAAGAAGUGGCCUCGACUUCGAACUAGGGGCUCUGAGACAGAUGGAAGAGACCAGACCGUAGUCCUUGAAGAGUGCAACCAAGAAGGAGAAGCAGGCACCACCACCAAUUCUCCUUCAUCUGCCUCUCAAGGAAUCUCUGUGGAAGUGACAGUCCCAAUAUAAUUACCCUCUCCUUUACAAGAGCUUUCCUCUCCUUUCUUUUACCCGCAGAGACCUGGAAAUUUAACUUGGUUCCCCUGGAAUGCAGCAGCAUUUCCUGAUUCUUGACCUCUAACCACCUGAGUGGGGUCAAGAGGAUUCUUGGAGUGGCAAGCUCUACUAGGUCGAGCUGUUUCCUCCACCCCCAAAUGCCUCACUGUACUGUGUUACUGGUGCAUGGAAUCCUACUCAAACCAGAUUCUUCUGAAUAAAGAGAGUAUUCACUAUUUAACUG